Sabethes cyaneus is the source of this 2923-nucleotide messenger RNA. RefSeq lists its product as uncharacterized. Lineage: Eukaryota; Metazoa; Arthropoda; Insecta; Diptera; Culicidae. Bases 1 to 2910 code for a protein of 969 amino acids. The transcript is spliced from 6 exons. The record is from RefSeq and is a predicted model, not a curated record.
AUGGAUCGGUUCGGGUCCUACUUCACUGGCAGUGGUGGAGAUCGGCCAGCUUUCUCAUACGGUACCGAUUCCAGUUCGUCCUCGCAGUCCUACGUGCGUCCGUUCGACACAAUAAGAGCCCUACACGAAACGAUCGUAUCGCUGCGAACCGCUCUGGAAGAAAGUCGUCAGGACAACGACCGGCUGCGGAAGCAAAUCAGUGUCCGAAACGUUGUAGACGAAGGAAAAACUUAUCUCCAGCAACAGAAGCAAGAGCAGGAGCCGCCAGCGGAUUCAGCUGUGAAAACGCCUACAACGGACGCAACAGAGGAGAAAAUUGCACCGGAAAAGAAACCAAAGAAACUGAAAAAGAAGCUUAGAGUAAGAAUACCAGAAGACGAAACCGAAGAAGAGACUAAAACAACAACAACCACCACAACCACAACAGCAAAGGAUGCUAAGCAUCAAAAAUUUUCCGUAACACCGGAUAUUCACAUAGUGUCGCAUCCAGCUUCCAGUCACUCUACGAUGGCCUCCCGAAUCGAUGUUAAAAUAAAGGUUUCCUCCAACAUCAAUGUAGAUGGAAGCAGCUCUGAAGCAGACAGCUCGGAACCUACCAAACCAGAUACGGAAGCGAAAGAACGAGAAACUUCCGAAACUCCUGAAGAUGAAGAUAAAACACUUGCCGAAGAGCAGGAAGAAUCAACGGGAAACACUACAGUGCGAGAGGAAUUCAUCAAAGGAGAUGCUUCCAACUUAAAGAUAAACCUCACAAACGAGGAAAACCUUAGCGUGACAAAGUCCACCGAGGGUAUCAAUAUCAAACAGCAGUCGUCGGAGAACCUCCAUGUGGACGUGGAUCAGCAAAGUAACGCGUCCAUUUCCGAAGGCGACAAUUCGGUCUUUACCGAAGAUGUUGUAACCCCGGUGGAGCCGGAUCCGGCAGGAGCCGCCGGUUACACGGAACCCCAACCGAGGACGUCGGUGAAGAAAAGUGAGUCCGAGAAUCAGGAAGAAGUGGACGACAUAGAGCUAAUCUUCUCUUCCGACGACAACAAAGACAUCAUCCAGGAGGAUUUGGUUUCGAUUUCCGACUACGAACCGUGGCAGGAAACGGGACAAUCCGGUACGCCGGUUCUUGUUAAAUUCAGAAACCUUUCGUCGGAUCAAGAGUCGCUCAAGAAGGAUUCGGUUGAACGAAGCGAUAGUGACACGAUUGAGGGCGGAGGGUCCAGUAGGGAUUUGCCGAAAGAAAAGAGCUUAGAAAGUCAGGAUUCUCUGGGUGCGGAUAAUGUUAAAAAGAGUUUAGAUUUCAGUACAAAGUCAUCCAGUUUGGAGAAGGACUCUAGCCUGGAUUACGGGGCAGGGGAAGUGAAACGGGACGAUAGUUUCGACGUUGGUGCUAUCAGUGGAACGAAUACCUUAGGGAAACGAUGGACGAAUUAUAAUGUGCUCAUUGAAACGGACAUUUCAAAGUGUGGAAUCGCUGAGGACAACAUAUUGGAUAUGGGCAGGAGAAACACCUGCCCGAAUCCUCCCGCUUAUAGACCUAUCAUUCACACGCGGACUCCAGCGGCUGCUUCAAACCGAAGUCCACUGGCGGUGAAGUUCUCCAGGAGUCCUCGAACCUACUCUCCGCAUCAGUAUCUACCACCGGGGAAAACUCUCCGAACGGUUACCGCAGCGGACUGCGUCGGUCGUUCCGACGAAGCCAAACGGUCGCGGGCGGCUCAAACGGACAUCACAGCCCUCUCCCAACAGUGGCGCUCGGAGACACAUCUGUCGGAGUCGGAAAUAGGCUCCGGAUUGUACACCCUGCCGUCAAAGUUCGUCCCGCCUCCGGCGAUAGGCACACGCAAAUAUGUACUGCGACCAUCCGACAAAACUCAAGAAGCCCGCCGAGUGCUGUUGAGCGAUAUCAAUUUCACCAGCAUGGUACCGGAGCUGUCACGCUCGGCCGACCACCUUUGCCAGCAGGAGGAGGAGAACAACGAAAACCGGUCGCCCAACUACUGCAAGGGCAACCUGCUCAAGACGCCGGAGACCGGCAAGGGCAUCCCUCCCAGCUUCAGCAUGACUUCGCCGGGCGUCUCGCAGUGGACAGUCAACGAAAGCAGCAUCGCCACACAAACCACCCAAACGGACGCCUAUUGGGCCGACCGAGGUGAUUCGUUCGAUUCCUCCAAAAGUUACUCGCUCGGAUCCCGCUACUCCACGCUGAGCAAACACCACCGCUCCCGAAGUGUUCCAUCGAUACGGUGUGCCAUCUGCAGGCAGGGUCACCAUUCGAUAGCGCUGCGCCCGUCCGAAAGUAUGCACUACACGCCCCGCGUUAGCUUCCAGGAGCCAUCGCACAAAAUCCGAGGAUCGCUGCCGGAUCUACGGCAUGAUUGCAAUUGUCCCAGGCGGUAUGGAGGACCGUCGCUGUACCGGAUUCACGGUGAUUCCGGGGGAUCGACGGAUAGUUUACUGGAAGAGGCGGAGGAUUUUUUGCGAAGAUCUGUUGAGGGAAAUAUCAUGCAUGAAGAUCCCGAAAGUCACUGUGAGCCUCCACUACCAUUGACCCCAGUUCCACAUGUUGUCGCGACGACUAAGCACCGAAGGUGCUCCGAAAAUGAUAUCCAAAGAGAUUACAUUCCUUCGAAACACGCACUGCCAUUCUUGCCAAAAACUGCCAAGUGUCUCAAGCCGGGACACCUGGCUAAGGUGAUUGCUCGCAAUGGUCGAGUGGUGGUCGGACGAGUACGUUACAUUGGCCCGCUGGCGGGCUGCCCAGGAGGUGAUGUUGACGAAAAAUACGUAGGCCUACAACUACCUAACAAUCUAGGCGAUUGUGAUGGAUCGAUUGACGGAAGGAAAUUUUUCGAUUGCGAACCACUGCAUGGCAUCUUUGUACCGUUUAAGAAGGUCGUCAUGGCAUGGAAUUCCUAAGUGUUGCCAGCAG